AUGGAUGUGAACGAAAAGCCUGGCUUGGGCCCCAUCACCCCUUUUGUGCGCGCCAUUGAUGGAUUCAAACCGUAUGAUCCAGCAAUCAAGAUCAUUGCUUCCGGCGGGGUUACGUCUUCGCUUAACCUUCCAGGCUCUGGGAACAUAGUCGGUGGCCAGGCAUACUUAGUGAAAAAUCUGCCCCUAGCUGGGGAGAAUGGUGAGCCAAUCGUCGAGGAACUACUCCUUGAGCAUGGCUUGCCGAAAGAGAGUCGGCAACGCUACUUGAAGAUGGCUUGCGGCGAAAACCCGAAGCACAUAUACGGGCAUACCCGCCUUGGUAAUGCUUGGCUUCUCAGAGAGCAUCUGGAUCGGGCUAGGAAACUCAAGAAUAAGCAAGAUGCGUGGUGUCGAAGUGCUGAUGAUAUUGACGCCGGCAGUUUCUUCAAAGAUAGCCGAAUCUUCCGUUUCAUUGCAGACUCCGGAGAGUUGCCGGUGGAUUUGGAGCUCGAGCCCACCGUUGCUCUGUUGAGGGGCAAGUUCAACGUCAACAUCCAUUGCUACGAGCCUGAGGACUUUGAGCGAAUGCUGGAUAUUCUACAUGAGUUUGAAAUUCAUCCGCAAGCUUUCCAUCAUGCUCUCGAGGCGUGGCAGGUUCCCGAAUUUCUCAAACAACAGGAAGAGUAUAGCAAUCUGAUCCGAAACAUCACUAUUGCUACCUUUGCCGAGAACUCAUUGUUCAAGCACGAGGCUUAUGGUGCCAAUCUGCGCGGCCCCAAGAUCCUGGACGAUCAUAGCCUUCGCGUAGUGUUGAAAUCGGACCACACCGGUGAAAGCAACAAUGCCAAAUACCUAGUUUACCAAGCUGCUGUCUCUCAUUCUUUUGGGUUGUCGAGUGAUAAGGCCCUUCAGUCUGUAACUUCUAUUGCCGCUAGAUCCAUUUACCAGGAUCAUCGCAUUGGCUUCGUCCGGCCUGGGUACGAUGCUGAUCUUGCUAUCUGGGACUCCCACCCGCUCUCAGUUGGCGCAACGACUGUCCAGGUAUUUAUAGACGGUAGAGAGAUACUAGAGCCCACAGCUUCUCUCAAAAUUCUCAAGAACCCAACCAAAGAGACCGACCUAGUUUUGCCGAAGUCUCGUCCUUGGAUUGAUCAGGACCAGAAGCAGCUAGUCUGCAGCGAAGCUUUAGCUGCUGAAUCGCGAAUUGUAUUCACUGGUAUAAAGGGCUUUCUGCUUGAGAGUCCUUCUGCCGACUUCAACACGGAUUCUGAGGGAGAGGCUGGCCUUGCCAUGACGGUGUUCAAUGGAGAUAUAACGUGUCUUGGACCCAAGGCCAAGUGCCUGCCGUCUCAGAAACAUGAGAAAGUCCUUCGAAUUGACUUGAACGAUGGCUACGUCACACCUGGCCUCGUUGCAUUCGGCAACAACAUCGGCAUCAUCGACAUUCCUUCAGAGUCAUCCACAGGCGAUGGAUCCCCUGGCCGCAAUGGAAAUGCUCUGAACCAGCAAAAAGAUCUGCACUUCGCCAAGUAUGGCAUCCAUUUCGGUGGGAGAGGAUUCGGUCGAGCAAGGGUCGGGGGCGUCACUAAAGUGAUCACGGCGCCAACUUUUGCGGGAGGGGUGAUUCAGGGCGUGAGUGUGGGAUUACGGACAAACGAAAACUCGACGAUACUGGGAGGUGGUAUCUGGAAAGAUGAGGUCGCUCUUCACUUUGCUGUGGGCCAAGAAGGGAAAGGUCAGUGA
Molecule: messenger RNA, 1722 nt
Organism: Colletotrichum spaethianum
Lineage: Eukaryota; Fungi; Ascomycota; Sordariomycetes; Glomerellales; Glomerellaceae
Exons: 3
Coding region: 1-1722 (573 amino acids)
Biological process (GO): purine nucleobase catabolic process
Cellular component (GO): cytoplasm
Molecular function (GO): allantoinase activity
Source: RefSeq, a predicted model, not a curated record